AUGGAGACUUGCAACUUCACGGGGGGUUCUGUCCCAUCCUUCUGGCUGGUCGGCUUCCCCAGCCUCCAGGAUCACCAGUUCCCCCUCUUUUUCGUCUUCCUCGCCUUCUACCUGCUCAUCCUUUCCAGUAACGUCACCAUCAUCGUGGCCGUGGCCACCGACCCCAAACUCCACAAGCCCAUGUACUUUUUCCUGACCAACCUUUCCAUCUUAGACAUCCUCCUCACCACCAUCACCAUCCCCCGCAUGCUGGCCAUGUUCUUGGUCAAUGCCAAGUCGGUCUCCUCCAAGGGAUGCUUCUUGCAGAUGUACUUCUUCCACGGGCUGGCGGUGACGGAGACCUUUCUCCUGGUGGUGAUGUCCUACGACCGCUACGAGGCCAUCUGCCACCCCUUGCACUACGCGGUCCGGAUGACCAAGCAGAAGAACCUGCAGCUGGCUGCCGGAGCUUGGUUCUGCGCGCUGUUGGUCCCCAUCCAACCGAUUGUCCAGUUGUUUCAGCUGACCUUUCGCCAGACGCCCAGGGUCAACCACUGCUUCUGCGACCACUUGGCGGUGGUCCAGGCUGCUUGCCCAAACGCCUACACCACGUUCCAAAGUUUUCUGGGCUUUAUCAUUGCUAUGACUGUCGCCUUUGGUCCUCUGCUGCUUGUGGUCAUCUCCUACGCCUGCAUCAUGGUCUCCGUCUUGCAGAUCAGGUCCAAGGAAGACCGCAGGAGGACCUUCUCCACUUGCUUCUCUCACCUGUUGGUGGUCAUCACGUACUACUCCUCCAUUGCUCUGGCCUUUCUCUCCUACCGCGUCCAGAUGCCCAGCGACAUCCACAUUCUGAGCGACAUGAUUUUUGCCAUUUUAACGCCUUUGGUCAACCCUCUUAUUUACACUCUGAGAAACAGGGACAUCAAGAGGGCGGUGAGAAAGCUGGCGUCCUCAAAAGUCUUCUCCAUGCAGAAAGAAAGGCUCCGUUUAGACCAACUGAGGUCGAAGGAGAUUUAA
Messenger RNA from Ahaetulla prasina, 996 nucleotides. Its product is annotated as olfactory receptor 2AT4. Gene Ontology annotation, molecular function: olfactory receptor activity; G protein-coupled receptor activity. Gene Ontology annotation, cellular component: membrane. Gene Ontology annotation, biological process: G protein-coupled receptor signaling pathway. The record is from RefSeq and is a predicted model, not a curated record. The coding region runs from base 1 to 996 and encodes 331 amino acids. The transcript has a single exon. NCBI's taxonomy places the organism in Eukaryota, Metazoa, Chordata, Lepidosauria, Squamata, Colubridae.